AUGAAGAAAAAUGAAAUGAAUAAUCCUCAUAAGUUAAGUAGCAGGUGUACUAAAAUGUUGCACAGAACAAGACAAAAUAGCUUUAUGAUUGACACGUUUUCUUCAGCAUCUCCACGGGAUGCGACAAAUUAUUCUUCAUUUCCAAUUUGUGAAGGUUUUAUAAAAGAAAAAAAAUCUAACAAUGUCACCUCACCUGGGACAAUAAUUUCAGUCAAUUAG
Molecule: messenger RNA, 219 nt
Organism: Clunio marinus
Lineage: Eukaryota; Metazoa; Arthropoda; Insecta; Diptera; Chironomidae
Source: the annotation of a GenBank genome assembly